AUGGGAUCAAAAAAAAAAAAGAGCAAAUUCAAUCAAAUUAUUAAUAGAAUCAAAGUCAGACAACUACUCGUUGAUCGGGUGACAAACAAUGAUUCAGAGAAACUAGUCAAGAGAUACUACAAUCAAAAUAGAGAAGAACGAACCCCAGACCUUUAUGGAUUCCUACAAGACAUACUUGUUCAUCCAAAUAUGAAUAACUUGACAUUUGAAGAAUCAUGUGCGUUGGAUUCUUCACUACAUAAUAAUUUCUUGGAAGUGGUUUAUCAUUCUAUGGAACGUUUCACAAGUGAAGAUCAUAUCGAUCUCUAUAUAAUUGAUAAGUUAAUUCAAACAAUCACUAGCUCUAUCAAAAAAUACUCUUUUAGUUCAAACAAUGACAGACACUAA
Cavenderia fasciculata is the source of this 387-nucleotide messenger RNA. RefSeq lists its product as uncharacterized. The record is from RefSeq and is a predicted model, not a curated record. The transcript is spliced from 2 exons. The coding region runs from base 1 to 387 and encodes 128 amino acids. NCBI's taxonomy places the organism in Eukaryota, Evosea, Eumycetozoa, Acytosteliales, Cavenderiaceae.